Molecule: messenger RNA, 378 nt
Organism: Juglans regia (Persian walnut)
Lineage: Eukaryota; Viridiplantae; Streptophyta; Magnoliopsida; Fagales; Juglandaceae
Exons: 1
Coding region: 1-378 (125 amino acids)
Source: RefSeq, a predicted model, not a curated record
AUGGAGCAAUUCAGGUCAGUCAUGCAUGAAGGUAAUCUAUAUGAUUUGGGUUGGAAAUGGGAAAAAUUCACUUGGAGUAAUUCUCAUGGGGAUGAUUCUUUUACCAAGGAAAGACUGGAUAGGGCAAUGACUAAUUCAGUAUGGUCCACUCUUUACAAAGAUACAUGGGUGGAGGUGUUGGCAGCAAGAACAUCAGAUCAUAAACCCCUAUUGAUGCACAUCCUGAAGCUGAAAGGUAAGAGGUGGGAAAGGAAGAGAUGGUUCAAGUAUGAGGCAGGUUGGGCACUAGAAGAAGAAUGUGAGAGGAUCAUAAAGGAAGUAUGGGAAAAGAAAGUAACAGCAGCCCCUCAAGCAAGCUCUGUGAUGGGUUUAUUAUAG